AUGCGGAGCAGGAGCAGGUCGUUGGAGGAGCUGGGGGAAAGAGCGGGGAUCCGAUCAUCUCGCCUACUGAGGAAGGUCGUCACUGAGGUCUGGGAUUCCUCGCCAGUGCUUCAUCUGCAGUAUGUGACCGACACUUCCAAUUCUGAUCGGUGGAAGGAGGGACCAGAUUAUGUGUUCCCCGCGGAUUAUGUGUUCCCCGCGAAUUAUGUGUUCACCGCGAAUUAUGUGUUCCCCGCGAAUUAUGUGUUCACCGCGAAUUAUGUGUUCCCCGCGGAUUAUGUUUUCCCCGCGGAUUAUGUGUUCCCCGCGGAUUAUGUGUUCCCCUCGGAUUAUGUGUUCCCCGCGGAUUAUGUGUUCCCCGCAGCUUAUGUGUUCCCAGCGGAUUAUGUGUUCCCCGCAGAUUAUGUGUUCCCCGCGAAUUAUGUGUUCCCCGCUGCGGGGGGGUCAUUCGAGGAGGACGUGGGAAUGCUGCUUUCCUUCGAUACCCCGGAGCUGGGGGAGUUCAAGGUGGUGGGAAAGAAGGCCAUGUACAAAAUCUGUGUAAAAGUGUCCCAUGCCUCUUCCCUGGAAGGGGUGGUGGAGAACAACACUGAGCUCCUAAACAGUCGAGUGGUAUCCGUCAAUGUAGGAGAGGACAUCUCAGGCCUCAGUAACAACAUUAAUAUCAUGUUCCGCUUCCAGAAUGCAUCAGUGGAAAACAAAUCACGAGCAUGUGUGUUCUGGGAUGGUGAAAAUGGUAAAGUUGCACAUUGGAAUUCUUCUGGAUGUGUCACUGAGAAGAAGGACAAUGAAACAGUGUGCUCCUGUAACCACCUUUCAUUCUUCGCUGUGCUCAUGUCUCCGGGCAGUGUCUCUAGUGCCAGUCUGAGUUCCUCCUCUGUGUGGUUGCUGACGUUGUUGUCCAGGGUGGGCUGUGGAAUAUCCUUCUGUUUCCUGAGUCUGGCCCUCCUCAUCCACCUCAGAAGGGGUAAAUCUGACGAUUCCCUGUGCAUCCACACCUUCCUCAUCAACGGCAGCCUGGCCUCUCUUGGUGUCCACGGCCUGUGUGUUGCUAUGGCAGCAGCCACCCACUACUCCCUUCUGAGCACCCUCACCUGGUUCUCCCUGGAAGGCUUCCACCUCUACCUGCUCAUCAUCCGGGUCUUCAGCAUCCACGUCAGCAGAUACCUCCUCAAACUGGGCCUGGUAGGACGGGGAAUACCUGGCGUAGUAGUUACCAUAAUUGUCGCUUGUGGCAAAUAUGGAGAAUACAACAAAUACCAGCAAGACGGUGGUGUUGUUAAAAUGUGCUUGUUGACUGACUUUGCUCUGGCCACGGUGUCCUUUUCGUACUUUGUGCUGACAUUUGUGGUGAACGUGCUGUGCUUUGGGUCUGUGACAGUGAAGGUGGUGAGGGCCCACCGUCAGAGUCCUGUCCUGAGGGAGAGGAGUAUGAGCAGGGGGACAGUACUCAGUCUGCUGGGUCUGGCCUGGCUCCUGGGGGCCUCCUGGGGGUUCCUGCUCUUCCAGUUUGGCCCCCUGAAGGAGACAGCCUUCUACAUCUUCUGCACUGUCAACUCUCUCCAUGGCCUCUUCCUGUUUCUAGGCUAUUGGUCUUUAACUCGGCCAGAGAAAGAAUCUGUCUCCACGGCAACCACUGCAACUUCUUCAAGGGCGAUGCAUCCAGCUGAGGCCAGUCCUUGA
Molecule: messenger RNA, 1683 nt
Organism: Oncorhynchus masou masou (cherry salmon)
Lineage: Eukaryota; Metazoa; Chordata; Actinopteri; Salmoniformes; Salmonidae
Product: adhesion G protein-coupled receptor G3-like
Exons: 9
Coding region: 1-1683 (560 amino acids)
Biological process (GO): cell surface receptor signaling pathway; adenylate cyclase-activating G protein-coupled receptor signaling pathway
Cellular component (GO): plasma membrane
Molecular function (GO): G protein-coupled receptor activity
Source: RefSeq, a predicted model, not a curated record